CAACCAAAAACCCACAGCGUAGCCUCCAUACGGAAAAAAUAACCCUCGCUUCUUCGUUUCUUUGCCUCCUCCCAUUUUCUCUCUCCCAAAUCUCAGAAAGAAGGGAUUCGAGGAGGCUUACGCGACGGCAAUGGCGGGUCUUUCUCCACCGGUAAUGGCGGCACAAACCGAUGCGAACACCAAAGUCGAUGAGAAAGUGGAUUACUCGAACCUCCCGUGCCCUAUUCCCUAUGAAGAAAUCCACCGAGAAGCUCUCAUGUCACUAAAGCCUGAACUUUUUGAGGGGUUACGCUUCGACUUCACCAAAGGGUUGAAUUCGAAGUUUUCUCUUAGUCACAGUGUGUUGAUGGGGCCAACAGAAGUUCCUUCUCAGUCCUCUGAAACAAUCAAAAUCCCAACAGCACAUUAUGAAUUCGGUGCAAAUUUUAUUGACCCAAAGUUGAUGCUUAUCGGAAGGAUCUUGACGGAUGGUCGGUUAAAUGCGAGAGUGAAGUGCGAUUUAACUGAUAAGCUGACCAUGAAAGCUAAUGCUCAGCUCACAAAUGAACCACAUAUGUCGCAUGCGAUGUUCAACUUCGAUUACAUGGGAUCAGACUACAGGACCCAGUUUCAACUUGGAAAUGGUGCCUUGUUCGGCGCAAGCUAUAUCCAGAGUGUGACACCCCGCUUAGCUUUGGGUGGUGAGGUUUUCUGGGCUGGCCAACAUAGGAAGUCUGGCAUCGGGUAUGCUGCUAGAUAUGAGACAGAUAAGAUGGUCACCACUGGUCAAGUUGCUAGCACUGGAAUGGUUGCCCUAAGCUAUGUUCAGAAGGUGUCAGAGAAGGUUUCACUUGCGACGGAUUUCAUGUACAAUUAUAUGUCCCGAGACGUUACAGCCAGUGUGGGUUAUGACUACAUUCUCCGACAGUGUCGUCUGAGGGGAAAAAUCGAUUCCAACGGCGUUGCAGCUGCUUACCUUGAAGAACGGUUGAAUAUGGGCCUCAAUUUCAUUCUAUCCGCAGAGCUCGAUCACAAGAAGAAGGACUACAAGUUCGGGUUCGGUUUGACGGUCGGGUGAUUUGAGAUCCUCUAAAGAAGGGCGUAAUAAAUCAUUCAGAAGUGAGAAAGAAUUUAUAUUAGGUUUCAUUGCUAGACUAGUUAUGUACUAUCCCUUUCGGUUAAAAAAAAAAAAAUUGGCUGCGUGAAUGCCAAAGGCGAAUUUUAGCCGUUGGCUUCGGUUAAAUUCUGAGUUUAGGCUUUCAAAGAGAUGUUGAAAUUACAAAAAACAACAAAUGAGGAUUAGGUUUCUGUAUGCGCCGAGAAGAUAAUGCAACGAGUUUGUUUGCUUACC
Molecule: messenger RNA, 1330 nt
Organism: Tarenaya hassleriana
Lineage: Eukaryota; Viridiplantae; Streptophyta; Magnoliopsida; Brassicales; Cleomaceae
Product: mitochondrial import receptor subunit TOM40-1-like
Exons: 11
Coding region: 131-1057 (308 amino acids)
Biological process (GO): protein import into mitochondrial matrix
Cellular component (GO): mitochondrial outer membrane; mitochondrial outer membrane translocase complex
Molecular function (GO): transmembrane protein transporter activity
Source: RefSeq, a predicted model, not a curated record